CCUCGAGGAGGUCGCCCGCCUCGCGGCGGGCCUGCCCGUGGACGGCCUCAACUGCGUGGUCCCCGCCAGGCCCGUGGCCCGGGAGGCCGGCGCAGAGAGGCACCCGCGGUGCAGCAGCGAGGCGUGGGGCGAGCCCGACGGGCCCUCCCGCGCGGCGCCGGCGAGGCCGACGACGCAGGCCGAGGUCGAGGAGCUCUACGUCUGGCCGCCCGUGGCAGAAGGCUCGUCCCGCACGACCGUCGUCGCCAUCGAUCCGCCGGUCGAGACGCCGAGCAAGACCUCCCCCGAGCCGCCCUCCCUGGCGACGUCGGGCAAGUGCCCGGCGCAGCGCGAGCCGGGCUCCCCGCAUCUCCUCGGCCGUCAGAGGUCCAAUGCGCUGGCGCUUAUGCUCUCGGACCACGAGCUGGACGGGCAUCGCAAGUCCGUGACGGGCACCCCAGCUAGGGGCGGCAUGUUCCCCGACGUGGAGCACAUGAAGGCCCAGGUCCGGGACGCGGUGUUCACCGAGGAGUACAAUGUGGCGAACUACUACAAGGACACGGGCUGGGCCCAGCGGGUCGCGAGAAGCAGCAUGUUCGAGGUCGUCACGCUCUGCGUCAUCGGGGCGAACGCCUUGUGGAUUGCCGUGGACGUGGACGAGAACGACGCGACGGACCCCACGAAGGCGCCGCUCAUGUUCCAGAUCACGGACAACUUUUUCUGUGGAUAUUUCUUUGUAGAGUGGCUGAUCCGCUUUGCCGCAUUCCAGCACAAGAGCAACUGCCUCAGGGACCGCUGGUUCGUGUUCGACUCUCUCCUUGUUGCGCUGACCGUGGUGGACACGUGGCUCAUGCUGCUGCUCUUCUCAUUGUCGGACAUGUCCUCCGGGGCCAGCAGCCUCACGGUCCUCCGCAUCUUCCGGCUCCUGCGGCUGACGAGGAUCGCCAGGAUGCUGAAGUUGCUGCACGCCAUCCCGGAGCUCAUGAUCCUCGUUCCCGGCGGAGGAGAAAUCAGUGGCGGCACGCGGGAGGUGAUGACGAUGGUGAUGGGAGGUGAUGACGUUGGGAAGUAG
Messenger RNA from Prorocentrum cordatum, 1051 nucleotides. The record is from the annotation of a GenBank genome assembly. NCBI's taxonomy places the organism in Eukaryota, Dinophyceae, Prorocentrales, Prorocentraceae.